AUGACCACGACGACCACACGUGCUCUCACGCCGCUGCUUGCAUUCUGCAGUCGCGCCGCCGCUGCUGCUGCUGCUGCACAGAGUAAAGGCAGCGUUGUGGGAACUGUAUGGGCACCGAAGGCCGCCGAAUACGAGAAGCAGAUUGGCACGGACAAAGUACUGGAGGAAUAUUACCAGAGACCGAGGCUAUCCGAUAUUCUUGAGAUGCAUGAGAAGCCGCUGCACUAUUACCUCCUCAAUUUUGGUCCUCAGCAUCCGGCAGCUCACGGCGUGCUUCGGCUUGUCCUCGAAUUGGAUCACGAGAUGGUUGUGAAAGCGACGCCACAUAUUGGCUUGUUGCAUCGCGCCACCGAGAAAUUGAUUGAGUACAAAACGUACACGCAAGCGUUGCCGUAUUUUGAUCGCUUGAAUUACGUCACAAUGUUGACCAAUGAGCAAGGAUUUUCAUUGGCGGUCGAGAAACUAUUGGGAAUAGAAAUACCUCCACGAGCUAAAUGGAUUCGCACUUUGUACUCGGAGCUGAAUCGUCUUGCCAAUCAUGCGUUCAGUGUUGUCACUCAUGCGCUCGAUAUUGGUGCAAUGACGCCGUUGUUCUGGAUGUUCGAAGAACGUGAAAAACUGUUUGAAUUCAAUGAACGUGUGUCGGGUGCUAGGAUGCACGUCAAUUACAUCAGGCCAGGUGGCGUGGCCUGGGAUUUGCCCCUGGGAUUGAUGGAUGAUAUUUAUAAUUGGGCUGUACAGUUCCCACAACGUAUCGAUACAAGCCGAACGGUUGAUAUUGGAAUAGUGACCGCAGAGGAUGCGAAAAAUCUCGGCUUUUCGGGUGUUAUGCUACGAGGAAGUGGAGUGAAGUAUGAUAGCCGAACGGUUGAUAUUGGAAUAGUGACUGCAGAGGAUGCGAAAAAUCUCGGCUUUUCGGGUGUUAUGCUACGAGGAAGUGGAGUGAAAUAUGAUGUGAGAAAAGCGCAUCCAUAUGAGGUUUACGAUCAGGUUGAGUUCGAUGUGCCUGUUGGAACCAAAGGAGAUUGCUACGAUCGAUACCUGUGUCGCAUGGAAGAAAUGCGUGAAAGUUUAAGAAUCGUGCUUCAGUGCCUGAACAAAAUGCCACCUGGUGAGAUAAAAGUGGACGAUCACAAAGUGGUGCCACCAAAACGAGGUGAAAUGAAGAACAGCAUGGAAUCGUUGAUUCAUCACUUCAAAUUCUUUACGGAAGGCUAUCAGGUGCCACCAGGUGCUUCUUAUGUACCCAUUGAGGCUCCGAAUGGUGAAUUUGGCACAUAUGUGGUUGCAGAUGGAACAACGAAACCGUAUCGAUGCUUUGUAAGGGGACCCGGAUUUGCACAUUUGGCUGGCAUUCACGACCUGUCAUACAUGAGUAUGAUUUCGGAUGUGGUUGCGAUCAUUGGUACCAUGGAUGUUGUAUUUGGUGAAGUGGAUCGCUGA
Messenger RNA from Gongylonema pulchrum, 1443 nucleotides. NCBI's taxonomy places the organism in Eukaryota, Metazoa, Nematoda, Chromadorea, Rhabditida, Gongylonematidae. The record is from the annotation of a GenBank genome assembly.